AUGCUGGUGAGCGCGGUGGACGGGGGUGUCCGGCUGGUGGAUGCGCGCGAGGGUAAGGGGGUGGUGGCGGCGUGCGGAAGAAAAGGGGCCCACCGGGGGGUAGUGACGGAUGCGUGCUGGAUGGUAGCGGGGAAGAGUGCUGUGAGUGGGGGUGGGGAUGGCAGCGUGAGGCUAUGGGAUGUCCGGGCGUUAAUGACGCCCGCACAUAUCAUGGAGAGGGUGCAUGAGGGAGGAAAGAGUCUUGCAGUCGCCGCAGCGGGAGAGGAGGUGUUCUCAGCGGGGGCGGAUGGGAAGGUUGCGCGGUUUCGUGUGUAA
Chondrus crispus (carragheen) is the source of this 315-nucleotide messenger RNA. RefSeq lists its product as hypothetical. The record is from RefSeq and is a predicted model, not a curated record. The coding region runs from base 1 to 315 and encodes 104 amino acids. The transcript has a single exon. NCBI's taxonomy places the organism in Eukaryota, Rhodophyta, Florideophyceae, Gigartinales, Gigartinaceae. Gene Ontology annotation, molecular function: protein binding.